GAGAUAGAAAAUUCAUGUAUAAUACAGAUGGGCCGGAGUUUCAAAUCUCCGACUCUUCCAAUCAUGUCGCGUAUGCUGUGGCCCGAUGGCAGCCACACGGAGCUUGCAGAAGUGCUCGCUGCCAGGACGUCUAAUAUUUACUCUCGGCACCCUAAUUAUUGACCUGCAGGACCAGAAUGGAGGGGCGUCGAGUAGGCGUGCGGCCCAGACAACCAGAACCGGCGACGGAAGCCGACCAUGGCCUUGCGAGAGCUGCCAUGCCGGCCGUCCUUGUGCUUUUUAUAUAAGAUGCCACUGGAGAGACUCUCAUAUCGAAACGCGGCUCUAUUUAAAUUGUUUCACAGUGAUCAGAAUCAUAAUGCAUCUUAAUCUAUUGUAUUUGUACCUGCUGGCUGCCAGUCUCGGAUUGGCUGUCGCUCAACCCAAUCUGACUGCAUUAUACGCUCCCGGCUUGUCCGCAGGAUCCGAGAUCUUCUAUCCUACGGACUCCGACUACAGCGAAGUGACACCAAGAUGGAAUCUCUAUGAUGCGCCAACUUACUUUGGAGCCAUCAAGCCGGCUACUGAGGCAGAUGUUCAACAUAUUGUAAAGGUCUCCGCACAAAAUAAUAUCUCCUUCCUAGCCACUGGCCGCGGCCACGGCAGCACAGGUACACUAGCGGCCCUCAAUGGCAUUGAGAUCGAUCUCAGCCACUUCCGAACAGUUGACCUAGACGCCGAGAACAACAAGCUCACCGUCGGGGGAGCUGUCAACUUCUCCCAAUUGUUUGAUCCUCUGUAUAAUGCAGGGAAGAUGCUGCCAUUCGGCAACUCAAGGUGCGUAGGACUUCUUGGGGCUUCGCUUGGAGGGACCAUUGGUGUCAUGCAGGGAAUCCUCGGACUCGGAGUGGACUACCUCGAUUCAGUGCGCAUGGUGACUUCAAACGGAGAGAUUGUGGAAGCUUCCAAGACGAAACACGCCGAUUUAUUCUGGGGUAUGCGCGGUGCCGGUGCCAACUUCGGCAUUGUAACUUCGGCGACGUUCCAUCUCCACGACCUCUUGAAUAGCGGCGACCUAACCAGCAUUGAUCUCCUCUACCCCGGAAGCGCCAACGCGACCAUAUACGAGGCCCUGAAGACGUAUGAUGACGAUAUCCCGAACGAGCUCACCAUAAACGUUGCUUCGACAUACAAUCAGACCAGUGGACAGUCCGCAGUCAUCGUCAAUCUAGUUUGGUUUGGCCCCGAGGCAGACGUGACGCAGCAUAUACAACCUUUCAUUGUCGCGGGCCCAACGACUACCAAUACGAAAACUGUUCGAUGGACAGAUUGGUACACGGUAGCUCUCUUCGGCGCAUAUGUUAGCCCAGGCGCAACCGACUGUACCUAUGGCCAGUAUUACAACGCAUACACUCUGGGAAUCGCGCAGACGGACCCGGUCGCCAUGACGGCGCUCUUCAACAACAUCACCGCAUUCUCCAGCGAGAACCCCGACUUCACUGGCUUCUUCGGCGUGAACCGCUACCCCAACGCCGUGGCUCUGAGCGUCGAGGACAAUGACACCGCCUACCCUUACCGAGGGGUCAAGUCGCAAAUGUGAGUUGAAGCAUGCAUGAAAUGGGGGAAGUUUGCAUCCGUGUCCCUUUCAGCUUACAAUAUCACUCUAGAACUAUACAGAGCAACUACCAUCCCAACGCGACACUCAACGACGCGGCUAACCACUUCUUCAAGGAUGCGCGAGCCGUGAUGCAGGAA
Messenger RNA from Pseudogymnoascus destructans, 1734 nucleotides. RefSeq lists its product as uncharacterized. Bases 86 to 1579 code for a protein of 497 amino acids. The transcript is spliced from 3 exons. The record is from RefSeq and is a predicted model, not a curated record. NCBI's taxonomy places the organism in Eukaryota, Fungi, Ascomycota, Leotiomycetes, Thelebolales, Thelebolaceae. Gene Ontology annotation, molecular function: FAD binding.